This is a messenger RNA of Styela clava, 572 nucleotides long. The record is from RefSeq and is a predicted model, not a curated record. NCBI's taxonomy places the organism in Eukaryota, Metazoa, Chordata, Ascidiacea, Stolidobranchia, Styelidae.
AUGCAAGUCGAUGAUAGUGAUAAUAAUACGCAGAACAAUGAGGAAGACAUGGAUACCCUAUUGAUUGGAGAUUCACAAAUGGCACACAUGGAAAAAAAGCUAAAGAAUAAAAAAAUAGUAAAAAGAUCAUACGCUGGAGGCACUUUUCAAAGAUUGACACUAGAAAUAGAAAAGGAACAAAGAAAGUAUGAAAACAUUGUCAUAUAUGCAGGGACAAAUGAUAUAAUAAGAACGGACAAGGAAAUUGAGGAGGAUAUAAGGACAAUGAUAACUAAAGCAAGGGAAUUCAGUGAAAAUGUAUAUGUAUGUGGAAUUGUACCAUUUCAUGGAAGAAGGUCUGGAAAAUAUGGAUGUGAUCGAAUCAAUAAACAACUCGAAGCGGAAACAAUUGAACAAGAUAUUGUCUUCCUCCAGAGAACACAUUGUGCAUCAGAUGACGAGGCAAAUUCUUGGACAAAAGAAUGGGGAGGACAGUGCUUUUUGGACAGUAAGCUCAAAUUUAUCGUGUGGUGUGGCAAUUUUAUUUUCAAAUAAAAUGGAUUUGGAAUUAUUUUCAAAAGAAAUUGAUAGUA